UAUAACACCUGUUUCUAUUUGUAAAUGGUUGAGGAGCAAGAUAAAUUUCUUCCAAUAGCCAAUGUAGGGCGGAUUAUGAAGUACAUCCUCCCCCGGAAUGCAAAAAUUUCGAAAGAAGCCAAAGAAAGAAUGCAAGAAUGUGUGACAGAGUUUAUAAGUUUUGUAACCAGUGAAGCAUCAGACAAGUGUCACAAGGAGAAUCGAAAAACAGGGAACGGAGAUGACCUUUGUUGGGCUCUCAGUUCAUUAGGGUUUGACAACUAUUCUGAGGUUAUGUUAAGGUACCUGCACAAGUUUAGAGAGUUCGAAAGACAGAAGUCUGAACAAAACAAAGCCUCGAGCAGUGAAGAGAAAGAUGAAGUAAUGAGCUAUGGGCUCAGCCUGAAGCCAGAAACUUUUGUCCCUAUAGAUUUCGAAAUACUCAACAAGGGGGAAAACUCAUCCGCUAAUCGAAGUAAGAGAUGAGUAAAUAUUGUUUAGGAAAUUUUCUCCCCAUGAAUGAACUGUGAAAAGUAUCUUCCAGGUAACUUUUUAAACUUCUUCUUGUAGCUGAAUCCUCGUUUUUCUUGAAAUUUUCGGGAUCGAAUGAAACAAUGUAACUUGUUGCAUCAAUAGUUAAAUCUAUUAUAUAUGUAAUUUGCUGUAGUUUUGAGGAUUGGGGAUUGCAGUCUUUGUUUUUUAUUUAUGGAUGUAUGAUUUAUGGAUAAAUCAUAGACAAAAUUGGAGCA
Messenger RNA from Olea europaea var. sylvestris, 728 nucleotides. Its product is annotated as nuclear transcription factor Y subunit B-4-like. The record is from RefSeq and is a predicted model, not a curated record. Gene Ontology annotation, molecular function: protein heterodimerization activity; RNA polymerase II cis-regulatory region sequence-specific DNA binding; DNA-binding transcription activator activity, RNA polymerase II-specific. Gene Ontology annotation, cellular component: nucleus; CCAAT-binding factor complex. NCBI's taxonomy places the organism in Eukaryota, Viridiplantae, Streptophyta, Magnoliopsida, Lamiales, Oleaceae. The transcript has a single exon. Gene Ontology annotation, biological process: regulation of transcription by RNA polymerase II. Bases 25 to 465 code for a protein of 146 amino acids.